Molecule: messenger RNA, 291 nt
Organism: Saccharomyces cerevisiae S288C
Lineage: Eukaryota; Fungi; Ascomycota; Saccharomycetes; Saccharomycetales; Saccharomycetaceae
Gene: YFR035W-A
Exons: 1
Coding region: 1-291 (96 amino acids)
Source: RefSeq, marked reviewed
AUGAACGUACCUACGGCGCCAACUCCCAACAAACAUUUGAACAUACCUGAUUUGAGGUUCGAGAAAGUGUUCAAGAAAGCUUUACACAGGGAAUUGGCACCCUCAUCGUCUCUCUCACGGAAGGCGGGUGUGAUUACGAAAGUUGUGGUUCGCGAUGUCCUGCUCAUGCCCUUAUUGCAGAGCUUUGUUUUGUCACUCGCGCUCAUGGGUGUGAAGGAAUGGUUGUCUUACAUACGCUUGAAAGGACGAACCCUAGGUGACCGCAUUAGACAGAGACUUUUUCCGAUCUAA